Molecule: messenger RNA, 857 nt
Organism: Bradysia coprophila
Lineage: Eukaryota; Metazoa; Arthropoda; Insecta; Diptera; Sciaridae
Gene: Obp59a
Product: Odorant-binding protein 59a
Molecular function (GO): odorant binding
Source: RefSeq, a predicted model, not a curated record
GUUAAAGUUGAAUUUAUCGCAGAUUAAUUGGAAAUUUUAAUCAACAUGGCACGGGUGAGCAAAUUUGGGAUUUUCUUCUUGGUGCUAAUGGUUUCAUUUUGGACUUGUCAUACACUUCGAUGUCAGGUAGAGGAAGGCCCGUCUGAAGAAGAACUGAAAAGGGUGGUCCGUAUAUGCAUGCGAAAAUUAGGCGAUGAAUCCGAUCGAAACAACGCAGAGGACAGCUAUGAAGACAGCAACAGUAAUGAAAGUUACGAUAAUAAUCGACGGAACACCAAUAACGCCAAGAAUGGGAACAAUGGUCGUGGAAAUCGUUUUGCAAGAGAUACGGAUCGAUGGCAACAGCAAAAUGGUUAUGACAAUGGUUACGGAAAUAGGAAUCAACAAAGGUAUGACAAUAAUAGAUACGGGAAUAACGGUAAUUACGGAGGCGAAUAUGGAAAUAGUGGAUUUUCGAACAAUGAAAGUAAUCGCAACUUCAACAUGACCAAUCGGAACAGAAAUGACAAUGAAAAUGACGGAUACGAUAAAUCUUGUAUGAUUCAAUGUCUCUUUCAGGAAAUGAAAAUGACCAACAACGAAGGUUUUCCGGAUAAACAUAAAGUGGAGCGAUUGGUCAGCCAAGACGUCAGAGAUCGUGAAAUGAGAAACUUUCUACUGGAUUCCAUACAGGAGUGCUUUCAUAUUGUCGAAAUGGAACGACGACGCGACAAAUGUGUUUUCUCAAAGAAUAUUGUUUCAUGUUUAGCUGAACGAGCAAAGGCCAAUUGUGAUGAUUAUUACAACGAGACAAUGAUUUUUUGAAGAAUAAAAUCAAUUGAGAACCACCAAUUGCAAUUCGCAAUUGGUAGAACUUA